AUGGCACCGACACGCCAAGACAUCGAGGCACUUUUCAGACAGGUCGCUCCUCUGGCCCCGCCGCCGCACGGCGGAGCUGACGAGGAGUCCGAUGCCAAUGCCGCCGCUGCCGCCUGGCGCACCUCGCAGCUCAAGGACACCGUCCUCGCCGCCGCGCAGGACGCCUGGCCCUCGCGCCUAGACGACCUGGCGUUCAUAGCCGAGAAGGCUGCCGAUGCGGCGAGAGACGCCUCCUGGAGAGUGCCGAUAGGCGACUCGGGGCUGCUUGGCUUGUUCCUGGCCGUCAUCCCGGACGACAGACUGCCGCCGCUGCUGAAGAAACACACGCUGCGUCUGCUUGGCAACUCAGCUGCUGACUGCGAUGAGAACAGAGCCCGCGUAGUCGAGUCGGGCCAGCUAGGCAGCACCUUGAUCCGCUUCUUGCAGGACGACUUCCUGCUCCCCUUUACAGUGCUCGUCUUCCUCAACAUGUGUGUAGACUGCGCUCCGGCACAGCGCCAGGCCUCCGAGGCCGGGUUGAGUCGAGCACUCGUCGACAUUCUCUCUGGCGAACGGCUGCGGUUAUGCCAGUCGUCCCUUGGCGCCAUGGCCCAGGUGCUUGGCCUCAUCGCCAACCAAGAAUCGGAACCCAAAUUCGUAAAUGUAGCCACGCCGGCGUUGGUUCUCGAGCUUGCUACAAGCCGGGAGUACCCGCUCGACCUGGAAGAUUUCACAGAGCUCUGCACAGUGGCGCUGGUAUACCUCACGUACGAGCAGUUCCAGCAGACGCUCGUGGAGUCACGCAAGCUCGAGGUCCUGCAGCAAGCCUUCGACGACUCGUACACGCAGUUUGACGCCGACGACGCCGACCAGGACGUCCAGGACCAGCUCAAGCAGGUGUGGAACGCUUUCGUGACCGUCUUCUCCGACAUGUCAGCGCUCCCCAGCUUCGCCGCCGCCUACCCGCUCUCCAGCCCGGCCGUGCAGACCUUCACCAGCUGGCUCGGGACGCCCGCGUCUUUGUCGCAUCUCCAGACGGCCGCGUGCCUGUCGCUGGGCAACCUCAGCCGGUCCGACGAGGCAAGCACCGCGCUGGCCAGGGCCGACGGCGUCGUCGGCAGCCUCGCCGCGAUCCUGGCGCGAGCCGUCCCGCAGCAGCAGUCCAGCAGCGGUCCUCCGCCUCCGCCUCUGCCUCCGUCACCGCAACUCACCCACGCAGCGCUUGGCUUCCUCAAGAACCUCGCCAUCCCGCCCGCGAACAAGGCGCUCCUCGGCAGCCGGCUGCUCGCCAGUCCGGGGCCACUACGGGCGCUGUGGACGACGACGACGACGGCGCAGCCGCAGGUGCAGUUCGCCGCCGUGUCGCUGGCGCGGCUGCUGCUGGUCAACUGCGCCGACAACGUGCGGCUCGUGUGCAGCACCACACCCAACAACAACAACAACAACACCACCAGCACCACCAGCCUGCAAACCCUCACAGAACUGCAGCCUCACUUAGACGCCGAGCCGACGCGCAUCGAGAUCGCGCGCGCCGUGUGCGCCGUGUGCCGCGCCCUGCACUCGAGCAGCGACGGCGGCGCCGCGAUCCUCUUGCCCGCCAACACCACGAAUACCGAUGCCGGUACCAGCGCGCUCGCCGACGAUGCACUUACUAGCUUCUACGUGGUGCACGGGACCGGCAUCGCCAGCGCACUCGCGAGCCUACUGACACAGACACGGUUCGCAGCGGUGCGGUCCGAGGCCGUGUUCGUGCUGGCGCUGAUGAGCCGGACCAAUACCAACAACACCAACAACCAGUCCCAGUCCAAGAACCCCGGAGGACAAAUAGCGUUGCAGGUGCUGGCCGCGGCCGGGGUGGUGCGUGUGCUGGCGACGGUCGUGGUGGGAGGAGGAGGAGGAGGAGGAGGAGACGGCACGGAUGGGGAGGUGAAAAAGGAAGUGGAUGCCAUUAUUCUACAGGACGACGACGAUGUGAGCGCCAGGGAGGGGGAGGAGGAACAGCAGCAGCGGUCUACGCCCGAAACGGCAACACCAGUGAAUACACUGGCUAAUGCUACCACUGGAGGACUAGUGGAUGGGCUCGGCUUGGAGCCGCAGCAGGCAGACCCGAAGCAGGCGGCUGGUCUAGCGCGGGUCGACCGCGAGAAUGCGCUGGUGCUGGUGGCAGAGAUCCUGCGGAGCUUCGCCGGCCAGCUGCCGCCCACGCGAAAGGCGACGCUGGAGAGGAUGCUAAGCAAGGGCAGCGAGCUUGUUCGGAAUAAUAGGGAGCAAGUGCAUCCGUAG
This is a messenger RNA of Lasiosphaeria miniovina, 2262 nucleotides long. RefSeq lists its product as uncharacterized. Gene Ontology annotation, biological process: positive regulation of GTPase activity. Lineage: Eukaryota; Fungi; Ascomycota; Sordariomycetes; Sordariales; Lasiosphaeriaceae. The transcript has 5 exons. Gene Ontology annotation, molecular function: guanyl-nucleotide exchange factor activity. Gene Ontology annotation, cellular component: cytosol. The coding region runs from base 1 to 2262 and encodes 753 amino acids. The record is from RefSeq and is a predicted model, not a curated record.